CUGUUGUUCUCCAAACUCCAAAGAAGAACAGGAAGAAGCAGAAGAAGAAGAGAACUACAACUGCCCGAGGGCGGGCGUUUUCGGACAGAACUCACUUUUAUUUUCUUUUCAGUAUGGCGCUGUACGGGAGAAAGAUACUUGCUGCUGGACGCUGUGUAGUCAGCUUCUGGAGCACUGCCAUCAGAACACGUCAGAUCCUUAUCAGGCUGCCGUCAGUAAUCAGGAGGAACUGGAUUUCAGUCGGCAUCUCUAGCGGCCUGUGCGCUGUCCCCUUUGUACAGGACCGUGUAUCCCAUGAAGCCUUAAUCCGUAGAGCCUCAUCUCUGGUGACCGACAGUGCGAAUACUUUUCUGUCUCAAACCACACUGGCACUAGUGGACUCGCUCACACAAUACACUAAGGCAGUACAUACCCUUAUAAGUCUGCACAGGCGCUAUGUGGUGAAUAUCAACAGACUAAAUCCUGCCGACGAGAGCGCAAUAUGGCAGGUGAUACUUAACCAGCGUGAAGAGCUCCUCAGAUAUAGGGAGGACUGCAAACAAUUUGAAACAAAAUGGAUGAACGCAGUUAAUUUGACACAGCUGGCAGCUGAAGCAGCUUUUAACGCAGGAGCUGACCAGGCUUCAGUCACAGCGCAGACUAACCUGCAGCUAGCACAGACUCAUGUAGAGCAGGCUCGACAGCGCUCCCUUGAGGCAGAACAGGAACUAAAAGACAGCAAAGCGGAAGUCAGCCAAAGGCUCCAGAACACUUCACCUGCGGUGGAAGGAAACGAGGAAGAAAUUCCAGAGGCUUACCUGAGAGAGGACUAGCGACGUGUAGCAUUUUAUAAAGACACAUGCAUCUCCACCACUCCGAUCUUAAGAGCUGCUUCUGUGUCUGCAACGGAGAUGUUUUUGCACAAUGUGUUGUAUUUUUAUUUGUUAGUUUUUACAAUAGUUGUUAGCAGAAAAGCAUCUCGGUGCACAGUUUUACUCAGGUUUACAACAGGGUUCCAAAUAAUUUGGUUGGCGAGUGUAUCUCAAAAGAAAAGCAUGAGUUGUAUUACUUUUAACAAUAAUAAAACAGAUCUUGGAUCUGGUGGUCAUACCUUA
Molecule: messenger RNA, 1094 nt
Organism: Ictalurus punctatus (channel catfish)
Lineage: Eukaryota; Metazoa; Chordata; Actinopteri; Siluriformes; Ictaluridae
Gene: diablob
Product: diablo, IAP-binding mitochondrial protein b
Exons: 6
Coding region: 114-812 (232 amino acids)
Biological process (GO): neuron apoptotic process; intrinsic apoptotic signaling pathway in response to oxidative stress
Cellular component (GO): mitochondrion
Source: RefSeq, a predicted model, not a curated record